CACUAGUUAGUGUACUAAACAUUGUGAACACUUUUUGUGAAAAUUUCAGAUUCUUUUGAAUUGUUUUGGGGUGUAGACGGUUAGAGUCCACCUUUCGUGUAAAGUGUGAAAACAGCGGCAAAAAUGUCGGAAAUCGUUUUUGGGAAGAACCAAUUUGGUAAAGCGCCGUUAACUGUUCACUGUUGGAACGGUGACAAAUCCAUGCUUGCCGUCUCGACCGAACUGGGAAAGACCAACAUUUACAAAGUGAGUGGAAGUCAGAUGACCCUGGCACAUACGCUAGGGGAACAUACAGGAAGAGUUACUGGCAUCGAUUGGUGUGCUGAAACAAACCAAAUUGCGACCUGCAGUGCAGACCGAAAUGCCUUUGUGUGGAUCUUUCAAGAUGGCGAAUGGCGGCCCACUUUGGUGUUGUUGCGGGUAAAUCGAGCUUGUACUUGCAUUCACUGGUCCCCGAAAGGCAACAAAUUCGCGGUCGGUUCCGGAUCACGAGUCAUUGCGGUGUGUUAUUUCGACGUGGCCAACAAUUUCUGGGUUGCAAAGCACGUUAAAAAACCAAUCCGAUCCACGAUAACCUGCCUGGAUUGGCACCCGAACAACAUGAUGGUAGUAGCAGGAGGAACCGACUUCAAAGUCCGAGUGUUUUCGGUUUUCAUCAGCGAGUUGGACACAAAACCGACUGAGGAAACGAACUGGGGAGCUAUGAAGCCGUUCGGAAAUAUGCUUGCCGAGUUUGAAACUGAAGGAUGGGUCCAUGCAGUGGCGUUCAACAAAGAGGGAUCUCGAGCCGUUGCUGUUAGUCAUGGAAGUACUAUUACUGUCUGCUCGAUUGGAACAGGUGCGGUCGUGACUCCGUGUCAGAAGCUUCCUUUCAAAUCUGUCUUGUGGCUGUCGGAUUCGAGGCUUGUAUGUGGUGGAUAUGACUUUGUACCGGAGGUUUUCAAUGUGGCAGAUAAUGGGUCCGCUAUCUAUGCUGGUUGUCUGGAUAAAAUGACAGCUGAGGUGAAAACUGGAAACGUGAAGGCGCGUGACAUCUUCCAGCAGCGUGACUGGCGUGGCUCUUCGGGUGCUGGAGGCGACAACGGGGACUCAGCAGACGCUGCUCUGAAGUCGGUACACAAAAACACCAUAACUCACAUGCUCCCUUAUGGCGGCCAGCCUAAAGCAGGUGUGAAUAAACUGUCGACUUGUGGUUUGGACGGAAUGAUUGUCGUGUGGGAUGUCCAAUCCUUGUCUGCUUCAUUGGCGCAGCUCAAAUUAUAGAGCACUAGAAAGGCAGCAAAAUCAACGUUGUACCGAACAGCUAUCAAUUACAGUUAACCUCCACGAUUAGUUGGUUAAACUUGACACGUUGCUGAAUAAAACUUGAUUUAUACCAGAAAAAAUUUUUGGUAGCUCAAAUAUUGUAAUAUUGCAAAUUAUUUACACAAUAUAAGUAUUCUAGAAGUGAUUUUAACAGAUAUUUUAAAUGAAUUGAAAGUCAUACGUCGUUA
This is a messenger RNA of Symsagittifera roscoffensis, 1493 nucleotides long. RefSeq names its product actin-related protein 2/3 complex subunit 1A-like. Gene Ontology annotation, cellular component: Arp2/3 protein complex; actin cytoskeleton. The record is from RefSeq and is a predicted model, not a curated record. The transcript is spliced from 2 exons. Lineage: Eukaryota; Metazoa; Xenacoelomorpha; Acoela; Convolutidae. The coding region runs from base 124 to 1263 and encodes 379 amino acids. Gene Ontology annotation, molecular function: actin filament binding. Gene Ontology annotation, biological process: Arp2/3 complex-mediated actin nucleation.